UGUUCACAGAUGCACUUUUAAGACUACAUUCAAGUAGACAUAGACGAAAUGGCACAGAAGUUGUAUUUUGUUUAAUGCACAUAUUAUAGUGAAUUAACAGUCCGAAGGGAAUUAACACAUGCAAAUGAGCAUAAAUGAUGCAGUUCAAACCCGAGAGACAAAUAAAAAACACAUGUUCCUCUGGCCUGACCUAUUUGUCUCAUAACGGCUCGGGAACUUUUAUGAUGUGAAUGACAAACUUAUAAUAUUGUUUAUAUCUUAAAGUGAGAACAGUUCUACUCACUGUAUGCACAAAUAUGUUUCCAAGAGGAUGAAAUCCACACCAGCCUCAUAAAUCAACUACAAUCAUGGAAAAGUUGUUUUCAAGAGGAACAGAAGACGUUAAUUUUUGGCAACACCACUUAUUCCUCUUUCCUCUUCUGCGUUCUCUCCCUUUCUGGCUCUUCACACAUCUGGAAGGUACAACGGGCGACCGCGUCUCUCCAGCGCUGCUGAUUUCAUGAGUUUGGGCUGUUUUAGGAAGCUUUGACACGCUGGACUUUUGCUUUGACUUUGUUUGGAUACUUUCAGGGAACUGAGGUUUCUUUUGGUGCCCCGAGGUCCAGAUCUGGUUUGGUUCUGGCUGGAUCGGUAAACGGGAUCCAGAGUCGGGUUAAGGAGUUGUGUGGCCUGAGCGAGCGCACUGAGGCCCGGCAGUGAUGGAUCAGCGGCGCGGGCUGCUGGAGCUGAUGUGUUUGGUUCUGCUGGGCUGGACUCUUCUUCGAGCUCAGGCGGAACCAGACGGAGACCCGGACGACGCCCACAGAAGAGUGGAGAAUGUGGAGCAAAAGAUGUCCUGUCCGGAGAACUGCAGCUGCACCGAGGAGGGGGCGGUGGACUGUAGCGGAGCGAGUCUUAAUGAAUUCCCACGACACGAGUUACUAUCCGAACAGACACGCCAGCUCUCGCUGCAGAAUAACCAAAUCUCUGAGGUCACACUGGAGCAUCUGUCUCGACUUCAGCUCUUGGAGACACUAAACUUACAGAACAACCGGCUCACGACACAAGGCCUUGACGAUGAAGGUUUUCAUAUUCUGGAAAAGCUGAGUUAUUUAUACUUGGCAAAUAAUAAGCUCACCGCAGCUCCCAGACACCUCCCUCCCUCUUUGGUCAGCGCUGACUUCGCUGCAAACCAGCUCACUAAAAUCUACCCCAACACAUUUGGCCAGAAGCCCGCUCUGAAGUCAGUGUAUCUCCAUAACAACAAGCUAACGGAUGCCGGCCUGCCAGAGAAGAUGUUUAAUGGAUCAGACAACCUCGAAAUCCUCAUUAUGUCUAGUAAUUUUCUUCGUUAUGUCCCUAAAAGUCUGCCCACCGCCCUCUACCGCCUACAUCUGAAGAACAACAAGCUGGAGAAGAUUCCCGCAGGUGCUUUCGAUAAUUUGUCUCAUCUUCGAGAACUUUACCUGCAAAACAACUUCUUGAGUAACGAUGGCGUGGACAACGAGACCUUCAGUCACUUGAACAGUUUGGAAUAUCUGGAUUUGUCCAAUAACAACUUGACCACGGUUCCUCUCGGGCUGCCCCGCAACAUCGUCCUGCUUCACCUGGAGAAGAAUUACAUCCAGAGCAUCGCAGUCAACGCUCUGACGCCCAUCCGAAACUUGGAGUACCUGCUCCUCCACAACAACCACCUCCGCUCUCGCUCCAUCCAUCCGUCCGCCUUCCAGGGCCUCAAACGUCUCCACACCGUCCACAUGUACAACAACCUCCUCGAGCGAGUUCCCCGCGGCCUCCCUCGCCGCGCCAAAACCCUCAUGCUUCUCCACAACCACAUCGGCGAGAUCGGACGCAACGAUCUGAUCACGCUUUACACACUCACCGAGCUCAACCUCAGUUACAACCGCCUCACCAGUGCCAAGCUCCACCGAGAGGCCUUCAGGAAGCUCAGGAUACUGGAGACGCUGGAUCUGUCGGGAAACAAGCUCCAGGCGCUGCCGUUGGGGCUUCCCAAGAGCCUCCAGGUUCUCAAGGUCAAAGACAACCAGAUGACUGAGGUACCCGAAGGAGCUCUGCUGGGAAUGAGCUCGCUGAGGGAGCUCUACCUGGCCAACAACCAACUGAAGCUCAACUCCAUCUACCAGGGAGCGUGGCAGGAGCUGAGCGCACUCACGACGCUGGAUCUCUCCGCUAACAUGUUGUCUCACGUUCCUCCUGACCUUCCCGAGUCUCUUGAGUUCCUCCACCUGCAGAACAACAGGAUCAGCUCGGUGUCCGCCUCAGCCUUCCUCAACACACCCAACAUUAAAGGGAUCUUCCUCAGAUUUAACCGUCUCUCAGUUCAUUCGGUAUCCGAAGAGUCUUUUUCUCAGCUGUCCAAGCUUCAGGUGUUGGACAUUGGCCACGGUAACAUCUCUCCCAACCGAGACCGAGGAGGAGACGAGGAGGAAGAGGAGGAGGACUUACCGUAUGAUGAAGAGGAGGAGAAACAUUCAUGAGUCAGGAAGGAAUGGAAAACAGUAAAAUUCAUGCCCUGAACUUUCCCUCACUCAAAAAUAAAAUAAAAAUGACAACCAGUUUGAAAUUAUACAUGCAUUUUGGCUGCUGACAGAGUGCGAUUCAUUUCUAAAUGCAUUUACUGAUUAGAUGCGAGUGCAUGGGAAGAUAUAGACAUGAUAAGGCUUUAUUUUCAUUUGGCUUCAUGUUGUAAUCAGAUGCAUCAAGUGUCUCAUAUACAGUAUGUAAAUAUCUGGUGCAGGAUACCGGAAAGUUUUAGUGGUUGUCUUUUUUUGUUUGUUUGCCUAUUCAUGACUCAUUUGCUCACUGUGUUUACAUGUAUGAAACCAUUUUGUGCUAUAAAAUUAUAAUUUCUGUCUCCAGAGAAAAGAAUCAAAGAGUAUUUCCUUGACUGAAAAAGUGUA
Molecule: messenger RNA, 2900 nt
Organism: Pimephales promelas (fathead minnow)
Lineage: Eukaryota; Metazoa; Chordata; Actinopteri; Cypriniformes; Leuciscidae
Gene: podn
Product: podocan
Molecular function (GO): protein binding
Source: RefSeq, a predicted model, not a curated record